Pygocentrus nattereri (red-bellied piranha) is the source of this 3844-nucleotide messenger RNA. RefSeq names its product phospholipid phosphatase 4 (gene plpp4). Gene Ontology annotation, molecular function: phosphatidate phosphatase activity. The transcript has 7 exons. Lineage: Eukaryota; Metazoa; Chordata; Actinopteri; Characiformes; Serrasalmidae. The coding region runs from base 395 to 1255 and encodes 286 amino acids. Gene Ontology annotation, biological process: phospholipid metabolic process. The record is from RefSeq and is a predicted model, not a curated record.
GAGAGAGAGAAAGAGGCAAACUUGAGUCACUUUCUCUGCUGUACAGCAUCAUCUCUCAUUCCUCCUUCUCUCCCUCUCCGCUGCUGACGUCGUUCCUCUUCUGCGAGUCUCACUUCUCGCGCAGGAUUACCGGAGGCGCGCGCGCAGAAUGGAUUAAAGACCGGAACCAAGAAAGGACGAACUGUUUUAUUUGACAAGUGCCGAGAAAGAAACGGGAGAAGAGAAAGAGUCCAGCCUUCCUCCUCCUCCACCACCUCCUCCUGCUCCUCGCGCCGAGCCAGAGAGCGAGCCUGAAGUGCGGAGCGCCGAGCGGAGCCCGGAUGACUUUUCAUCCCCGCUCGCGUUUGCAUCAGAUCUGGGUUUGCUGAGAGAGAAAGAGAGAGGGAAGGGAAAGAUGAAGAUGUCUCCUCCGGACCGAAGGAAAAGCUUGCGCGAGCUGGCGCUCGAGAUUGGGAUCCGGGUCCUGCUGUUCGGAGUUUUUGUGUUCACCGAAUUUCUGGAACCCUUUGAAAGAGUGAUCCAGCCCGAGGAGCUGUGGCUCUACAAGAAUCCUCUGGUGGAAUCCGAUCGCAUCCCCAAGAGAGUCAUGUUCGCUAUAUCAUUCCUCACUCCUCUGGCUGUGAUAAUCGUCGUGAAGAUUAUACAACGGACAGAUAAGACAGAAAUCAAGGAGGCGUGUUUGGCCGUGUCUCUCGCAUUGGCACUGAACGGCGUCUUCACAAACACCAUCAAGUUGAUAGUUGGCAGGCCAAGACCGGACUACUUCCAUCGCUGCUUCCCUGAUGGCCAGAUGAAUGCCAAAAUGCUGUGCACAGGAGAGCCGGACAUGGUAUCCGAGGGCCGCAAGAGUUUUCCCAGCAGCCACUCCUCCUUUGCAUUCUCUGGCCUGGGCUUCACCUCUUUCUACUUGGCGGGCAAGCUGCAGUGCUUCACAGACAGCGGGCGCGGACGCAGCUGGCGCCUCUGUGCCAUGAUCCUGCCCCUCUACAGCGCCAUGAUGAUUGCCCUGUCCCGCACCUGCGACUACAAGCACCACUGGCAAGAUGCAUUCGUUGGGGGAGUGAUCGGCCUGCUCUUCGCUUAUAUCUGCUACCGCCAGCACUACCCGCCUUUUCUCCAUACAGACUGCCACUUGCCUUAUGCCAGCCUGGCACUGAGCGCCGCCCAGCAAGCACCAAUCACCCAGGAGCAGCCUCAGCCCACAGACAACGCCACCAGCCUGCCUCUGGAGGGCAUGACCGAAGGGCCUGUAUGACUAACAGAGACUGCCACCACCACACAGCCCCUCCUCCAGCGCCACCCACUCGGUACAACCCACACAGACUGACAAACUCUUCAACAUUCCAGUGGGAAUGUACCACCAUUUUGAUUUUUCUCUUUCACCUGUUGUUUCUGUUCUCUCUUUUAUUUUUAUUUGUGUGCAUUUGGUUUCUUUGGUCCUGAGUCAGUAGCCUCUUUUGGAUGGUAUUUAGACACUGAGUGUACUCAGUGGUGGAGGAUGUGGGCAGUAUAGGGGAAAAAUGGGGGUUGGAGUGAGUGGUAGCAACAAGGCAAAGGCAGCCUGAUUAAAACUGCAUUCACAAGGACAUUUUGUCAAAAUUUCUGUCAAAAAACACAAGUCUUGCAAUUGACUUCAAUGAGAAUAAUGUGUUGAUGCACCACAUGCCAAAGUAUAAAAACUAGCAUAAGAUUUGAAAUUUUGGUGCAGUGUAUUCUAAUCAUAUAUCAGACAGUAGGAGAUGUCUGGUACAGAGCUUGAGUCAGUCAACUCGAUGUUGAGCAAAAUGGAAAACAAACUGAUUGGUACUGUCUCAUAUAUAUAUGAGAGUCAGUAUUUUUCCACUCAGCAUUGACAGCGAAAAACAUUGACAACUUAGUUUGUGUUUCAUUUAACAAAAUAUUCUAUAUAGGAUUUAAAUCUGGACUCUGACCGGCUAAAAACCUCAGUAGAAAUCAUCAUAUUUUGUGCUUGGCCCGUUCUUUUUACCCAGGAGCAUAUAUCACACUAGGAAAGAAAAGUUGAUCUCCAGCCCACAAUCAAUAAAUCAGCAAUGCAUAUCAGUACAUUCUUUUGACAGAUCCCAAAAUAUCUUUAAGAACUUUGGCCAAGGUCACAGUGGAAACUGGAAGGACUAACAAGCACAAAACAGGGAAAGUAGAGUACAGUGUUUUUCACAGACAUCCACUUUGGGAAUGUAAAAUCAAAUCCAGUCAAGUCAAGAGGCUUUUAUUGUCAUUCCAUCUAUGUACAAGUACACAGUGGAGUGCAAUUCCAUUCCUCCAGGAACAACAUGGUGCAAUAAGGAACAAAAGAGUACAAAGUGCAAACGUGCACAGCCACAUAAGACAAAAGCAUAAGAAGUGCACUUUUCAAAUGUCAAUCGCAACAUACUUUUAUAAUGUCACUGUGUGACCAAAACCUUGUGUUUCCAAAAUGUUAACAUAGCAGAAUAAGGAAGAAAACAUUCUUGUAAUAGAAGCUAAUAGAAUAAUAUUUUGCACCAUUUCUAUCUGUCUGUUCAUUGUGACAUUUUAACACAAUGUAAACCAUCAAAAAUGGUGACACAAGGUUUUGGGUGACAGCGGCUACCGAUAUAUAAGCCUGAUGAACUUGGGCUUCAUGACAGCUGAUAUUGUUGAUUUCUUCCUUUACCUUUCUGUCCUUUUUCCUUUUUUGUAUAUCUACCUGUCCAGGCUCCACCCACAAAUGUGUUUUAGAUCAGACAAGCUAUUGUUGUUCAUUUUGAAUGAUGUUUAUUUUGCAUGUAUGUGCGAGGUCACAUUUUAAGGAUAGAGCCCGUUUUCUUAUAUAAACGAACUAACGUUAGCAUAGCGGCAAAGCUCAGUAGUGUAGCAUUCAGACAGAAAGUCAACAGACACUAUUAGCAAAAAAUCUGGAUAGAUUGCUCAUAGAAGGGUCUUCAUUAUUUUCACUGUUCUACAAAUUUCAGACCAACAGUAAAUUGACUGUGAAGUCAAUGGAAAUAUAUGGAAUUAUACAGAGACCAAAAAAUCAACAAAUCCAAACAAUCUUCUAUUUUAGAUUAUUUAUUUGAUUUGAUUAUUUUAGAAAUGACCCAAACCACACACGCACUGUGUCUUGAUACAGUUUUAUACCAGCUUGGUACAUAUAAUUGAAAUAUAUUUAAGUUUAUACAUAUAUGUGUGAAAGUCUUAGGCACCUUAGAAAAAUGAUUAAAUACAUUUAUGUUUUUUGUAAAUACAUUUGUGUUUUUACCAGUAAAAAACUAAAUAACAUAGAAUAAGUACAAUUAAACACUAAUAUAGUACAAUGUAACACACAUUUCAUGUUUUAUUUUUUUUAAAAAGAGCUUGCUUAAAGCUAAGUUUCUCCUGAAUGCCAUCACAUAAAUUUAUUACAUACUGUCAGCAGUGCUGAUUUAACAUAAUGAAGUAUUAAUUAGAUAAAGCAGGUCUUACUACAGGUAAUACUGGACUUCUUCAAGGAGAGGGCAGGAAAUGACACUAAAUCAUUCAUUAUUGUGUUAAUACUGUUUACUACUAUUUUAUUCUAAUGUUUGUGUUUUUCUAAGCAGUAAACAGGAUCUGUGCAGAUAAACAGCUUUUUCAGUAUAAUCUCCUCAGGCCUCUGUACUUUUUGAACAAUUUUGUUUUUGGAAACGAUUUUUGUAGAUGCCAAAAUGAUGGUUCUUCAGCAGUUCUUUGGUAAAGAAAAUGGUUCUAUAUAGAACCAUGAACCAUUUGUACAUUUUCAUCUACAGGUUUCUGCUUAAAUGCAAAAUAAAUUUGCUUCUUAAACAACUACAAAUAAUGUAAAUGAUGCCUAGGUACAUAUUUAAAAUGGACAGUUCUACUAGGGUUC